GCCCCUCUGGUCAUGUGACCUCCAGGGGAUCCAGAGGCGGAAGCCGGGGUCCCGCCCGCUGGCGAUCGGGGGCUGCAGAUAAAGGGGUACCCGUGCGGAGAGGGAAGCGUGGGGACCCGAGUGCCGACCUCGCCCGCGAUCGCCGGCCGCACACGGGCGCCCUGUGCGGCCCGGGUGACAGGUUCUUUAAUGGAGCAGCCAAUCUGUCAGCAGACCCGGUUUCAUCUAAUGAUUUACAGACCCCAGCUCUGAAGCCGGUGAAACAUUCCUGCUGGCCAGGCACUGAGUAUAGUACAUCAUCCUCACCAUGUUGGACUUUCUAGCUGAGAACAACCUCUGUGGCCAGGCAAUCCUAAGGAUUGUUUCCUGUGGCAACGCCAUCAUUGCUGAACUUUUGAGGCUUUCUGAGUUUAUUCCUGCUGUGUUCAGGUACAGAGACCGAGCCGAUCAACAGAAAUAUGGAGAUAUCAUAUUUGAUUUCAGCUAUUUUAAGGGUCCAGAAUUAUGGGAAAGCAAGCUGGAAGCUAAGCCAGAGCUACAGGAUUUAGAUGAAGAAUUUCGUGAAAACAACAUAGAAAUUGUGACCAGAUUUUAUUUAGCGUUUCAAAGUGUGCAUAAAUAUAUUGUAGACUUAAACAGAUAUCUAGAUGAUCUCAAUGAAGGUGUUUAUAUUCAGCAAACUUUAGAAACUGUGCUUCUCAAUGAAGAUGGAAAACAACUUCUAUGUGAAGCGCUGUACUUGUAUGGAGUUAUGCUGCUGGUCAUCGACCAAAAGAUUGAAGGAGAAGUCAGAGAGAGAAUGCUGGUCUCUUACUAUCGAUACAGUGCCGCUCGAUCUUCUGCUGAUUCAAAUAUGGAUGAUAUUUGUAAACUGCUCCGAAGUACAGGUUAUUCCAGCCAACCAGGAGCCAAAAGACCACCCAACUAUCCUGAGAGUUAUUUCCAGAGAGUACCUAUCAAUGAAGCCUUCAUCAGUAUGGUCAUUGGUCGACUGAGAUCUGAUGAUAUUUACAACCAGGUGUCCGCGUACCCCUUGCCUGAGCACCGCAGCACGGCCUUGGCGACCCAAGCUGCCAUGCUGUACGUGAUCCUCUACUUCGAACCUUCCAUUCUUCACACCCACCAAGCAAAAAUGAGAGAGAUUGUGGACAAAUACUUUCCAGAUAAUUGGGUAAUUAGUAUUUACAUGGGGAUCACGGUUAAUCUAGCAGAUGCUUGGGAACCAUAUAAAGCUGCAAAGACUGCUUUAAACAAUACCCUGGACCUUUCAAACGUCAGAGAACAGUCAAGCAGAUAUGCUACUGUCAGUGAAAGAGUGCACACUCAAGUACAACAGUUUCUGAAAGAAGGUUAUUUAAGGGAGGAGAUGGUUCUGGACAAUAUCCCAAAGCUUCUGAACUGCCUAAGGGACUGCAACGUUGCCAUCCGAUGGCUGAUGCUUCACACGGCUGACUCAGCCUGUGACCCAAACAACAAACGCCUUCGUCAAAUCAAGGACCAGAUUCUAACAGACUCUCGGUACAAUCCCAAGAUCCUCUUUCAGUUGCUGUUGGAUACUGCACAGUUUGAGUUUAUACUCAAAGAGAUGUUCAAGCAAAUGCUUUCAGAAAAGCAAGCCAAAUGGGAGCAUUACAAGAAGGAGGGUUCGGAGCGGAUGACGGAGCUCGCUGACGUCUUUUCGGGAGUGAAACCCCUAACCCGAGUGGAGAAAAAUGAAAACCUGCAAGCUUGGUUCAGGGAGAUCUCAAAACAAAUCCUGUCUUUGAAUCAUGAUGAUUCAACUGCUGCCGGCAGGAAAACGGUGCAGCUCAUCCAAGCUUUGGAGGAGGUUCAAGAAUUUCACCAGUUGGAAUCAAAUCUGCAAGUCUGUCAGUUUCUCGCUGAUACUCGCAAGUUUCUUCACCAAAUGAUCCGAACCAUUAACAUUAAAGAAGAGGUCCUGAUCACAAUGCAGAUCGUUGGGGACCUUUCUUUUGCUUGGCAGUUAAUUGACAGAUUCACGUCCAUCAUGCAGGAGAGCAUAAGGGUAAACCCGUCCAUGGUUACUAAACUCAGAGCUACAUUCCUCAAGCUUGCCUCUGCCCUUGACCUUCCCCUUCUUCGAAUUAAUCAAGCAAAUAGUCCUGAUCUUCUCAGUGUGUCUCAAUAUUACUCCGGUGAAUUGGUGUCCUAUGUGAGAAAGGUUUUGCAGAUCAUUCCAGAAAGCAUGUUUACUUCUCUUCUAAAGAUCAUAAAGCUUCAGACCCAUGAUAUCAUCGAAGUGCCGACCCGCCUGGACAAAGACAAGCUGAGGGACUAUGCUCAGCUUGGCCCACGAUAUGAGGUUGCCAAGCUCACUCAUGCUAUUUCCAUUUUUACUGAAGGCAUCUUAAUGAUGAAGACAACUUUGGUUGGCAUCAUCAAGGUAGACCCAAAACAGUUGCUGGAAGAUGGAAUAAGGAAGGAGCUAGUUAAACGAGUUGCUUUCGCUCUUCAUAAGGGAUUGAUCUUCAACCCCCGAGCUAAGUCAAGUGAAUUGAUGCCCAAGCUGAAAGAGUUGGGGGCUACCAUGGAUGGAUUCCAUCGCUCUUUUGAGUACAUACAGGACUAUGUCAACAUUUACGGUCUGAAGAUUUGGCAGGAAGAAGUUUCUCGUAUCAUAAAUUAUAAUGUGGAACAAGAGUGUAAUAAUUUCUUAAGAACAAAGAUUCAGGAUUGGCAGAGUAUGUACCAGUCUACUCAUAUUCCAAUACCAAAGUUUACCCCUGUGGACGAGUCCGUAACAUUUAUUGGUCGUCUCUGCAGAGAAAUCUUGAGGAUCACAGACCCCAAAAUGACCUGUCACAUUGACCAGCUGAACACUUGGUACGAUAUGAAAACUCACCAAGAAGUAACCAGCAGCCGCCUCUUCUCAGAAAUCCAGACCACCUUGGGGACUUUUGGUCUGAACGGGCUGGACAGGCUUCUGUGCUUUAUGAUUGUCAAAGAGCUGCAGAAUUUCCUCAGUAUGUUUCAGAAAAUUAUCCUGAGAGACAGAACUGUACAGGAUACUUUGAAAACCCUCAUGAAUGCUGUCAGCCCCCUAAAAAGCAUAGUAGCAAAUUCGAAUAAAAUUUAUUUUUCCGCCAUUGCCAAAACACAGAAGAUCUGGACAUCUUAUCUCGAGGCUAUCAUGAAGGUGGGCCAGAUGCAGAUUCUGAGACAACAGAUUGCCAAUGAACUCAAUUAUUCUUGUCGGUUUGACUCCAAACAUCUGGCAGCUGCUCUGGAGAAUCUCAAUAAGGCUCUCCUGGCAGAUAUUGAAGCCCACUAUCAGGACCCUUCGCUUCCUUACCCCAAAGAAGACAACACGCUCUUGUAUGAGAUCACAGCCUAUCUGGAGGCGGCUGGCAUCCACAACCCACUGAAUAAGGUCAAUGACUCAAAUAUACAUCACAACAAAGCGCCUACCCUACUUCCCAGUUGUCAACUUCCUAUUUUUGAUCGCACAGUUGCCAAAACUUCAGUACAACAAAAACCUAGGAAUGGUGUGCCGGAAGCCUGCCGACCCCGUGGACUGGCCACCACUCGUCCUGGGACUGCUCACCCUACUGAAGCAGUUUCACUCCCGAUACACCGAACAGUUCCUGGCACUGAUCGGCCAAUUUAUCCGCUCCACAGUGGAGCAAUGCACAAGCUUGCACUGAGACUCCAACAACAGCCAACCCCUUCGAGAGGACCACUGGGCCCCCGGUGGAGUGCAGGGCAGGGAAAACUACAGUACGGGGUUCUUGACAUCCUUGGAUACACGUGGCUCAUAGUGACCCUGCGUUCUUCUUAAAUCCUGACAUCUUUUCCCCCAGAGCCUCAGUCAGUAGAGUUCUUCCCCACCUUAGUUAGUGGACUGAACAGACAGACGCUGGAUGUUCUUCUCGGACAUAUGCUGAGACUUGCUUCAAGCAGCACACUUUCUAACAACUGAAAAACAAAAGGUAGCUCAGAAGGAUGGGGAAGUCUGAGAUGAAACUGUCGCGAUCAGAAAAUGAGGUCGGUUGCAAAGGAACGCAGUGGGCACCUAGAAACCUAGUGUGUCUGGGCUCCGGACCGUGGAGAGGGAGCCAGGGGCCGCAGUCCGGGUCGGUACAGGGGGUUUGGGAAGAAACCUCCACACCCGCCGCCCCAGCCGUAGCUCCCCAUCUGUCGAGAACUGACAAGUCCUUCGUCCUGGUUCUUCUUCACUGGCGACUACGAAGUGUGCCAUGACACAGCAUGUUCCUGGGGACCCCGAGAGAGCUCAUCAGGGGGCAGGUGUCGCUGCGGCUCCGGGUUUCUGAUCCAGCUAAGGGACGUGACAUAAGGAACCUGGGAUGCAUGGAGGCCCUUCCCUUCCCUCGCCGCGAGCAGAGCAAAUACAAACACAGCCCUGGCCACACACUGAAAGAUCCAGAGCAGUGGCCACUCUUCCAGGUGUAAUCACUCUUCAGCCUUCUUUUCAAGAGCAAAAAAAUCAUCAGGGAACUAGAUCAGUAAUCCAGUCUCAUGAAAUCCUUUGUUAAUCAGAAGAUGCCAGUCUACCUAAAUUGGAAAUAAUUUUAAGAGCUAAAAGUUCAUUUUGAU
Messenger RNA from Ailuropoda melanoleuca (giant panda), 4575 nucleotides. It is a transcript of the gene WASHC5, whose product is annotated as WASH complex subunit 5. The transcript has 28 exons. NCBI's taxonomy places the organism in Eukaryota, Metazoa, Chordata, Mammalia, Carnivora, Ursidae. The record is from RefSeq and is a predicted model, not a curated record. Gene Ontology annotation, cellular component: endosome; WASH complex. Gene Ontology annotation, biological process: endosome fission; endosome organization; regulation of actin nucleation. The coding region runs from base 308 to 3799 and encodes 1163 amino acids.